AUGAAGCUGACCGACAGCGUGCUGCGCAGCUUUCGCGUCGCCAAGGUGUUCUGCGAAAACUCGGACAAGAUUAACUGCCUCGAUUUCAGCCCCAACGGCCAUUCGAUCGUCUCGAGCAGCGACGACGACUCCAUCGUGCUCUACGACUGCCAGGAGGGCAAACCCCAGAGAACCCUGUACAGUAAGAAGUACGGCGUGGACCUCAUCAGAUACGCCCGCGAGGCCCACACGGUGGUCUACAGCUCCAACAAGAGGGACGACACCAUUCGGUACCUGUCCCUGCACGACAACAAGUACAUCCGAUACUUCCCCGGACACAACAAAAAGGUGGUGGCCUUGACGGUGUCACCCGUGGACGACAUCUUCAUUUCGGGGUCUCUCGAUAAGACCAUCCGCCUGUGGGAUCUCCGCGCCCCCAACUGCCAGGGCCUCGUGCACCUCCAGGGGAAGCCGGUGUGCUCUUUUGAUCCGGACGGCCUGGUUUUGGCUGCGGGGGUCAACUCGGACAUGGUCAAGCUCUACGACCUCCGCUCUUUUGACAAGGGGCCGUUCACCACCUUUAAGAUGCAGUAUGACAAAACCUGCGACUGGACGGGGAUUAAAUUCAGCAACGAUGGCAAGCUCAUCCUCAUUUCCACCAACGGCAGCUUCAUGUGUCUCCUCGACGCUUUCAAAGGGAUGGUGCUGCACACGUUUGGGGGCUACGCCAACAGCAAAGCGGUCACGCUGGAGGCUUCGUUCACUCCCGACUCUCAGUUUGUUAUGACUGGGUCGGAGGAUGGCAAGAUCCACGCGUGGGACGGAGUGAGUGGCGUGAAAGUCGCUGUGCUGGAUGGUAAACACAUAGGCCCGAUCACCUGUCUGCAGUUCAACCCCAAGUUCAUGACUUUUGCCAGCGCCUGUUCCAACAUGGUCUUCUGGUUGCCCACCAUUGAUGACUCGCCCUGA
This is a messenger RNA of Saimiri boliviensis boliviensis (Bolivian squirrel monkey), 948 nucleotides long. The record is from RefSeq and is a predicted model, not a curated record. NCBI's taxonomy places the organism in Eukaryota, Metazoa, Chordata, Mammalia, Primates, Cebidae.